GCUUCAUACGGAAUCAGUCUCCCUUGAACAACCAACAUGACCGAAAUGCCACACUUGAAGUGGUCUGCGCAGUACACAGUCACAGCACAUUCAAGAUCACAUCCAUUGCCUGGCGACAAGAUCUUACUACCGCCUUCAGCACUCGAGGCACUUUUGUCUGCUUCUUCGAACCUCGCCGCCGAAACAGCGCGACGCGACCUGCCUCAAUAUGACCCAUACAAUUCAGCGACAUAUUCCGCUUAUCGCCAGGCCGAGUCACAAUAUCAGGACCAGAAACAGCAACUGCCAUACCCUUUGACCUUUCGCUUGGUACAUCCUGAAAGCGGACGCGUGGUAUAUGCUGGUAUUCGAGAGUUCUCGGCGAGUGAGGGACAGGUUGUGCUCAGCUCAUUUUUGCUGGAGACGCUGGGCUUGAGCGCAGAAGACCUGCACAAGCAUGAAGACGUUAUGCAGAUGGACGAAGAGGAAGGCGCUCCGCCAGCCAAUGGAGUGUCAGGACCUCAACUUACGGUUCAUGCGCGACAGCUACCAAAGGGUACCUUUGUAAAGCUGCGCCCGCUUGAGCCAGGCUAUGAUCCAGAGGACUGGAAGGCAUUACUGGAGCAGCAUCUUCGGGCAAAUUAUACGACACUGACGAAUGGUGAAGUCUUGGUAGUGCCGGGUGGACGAGGCGUCGGUGGGCAAAAGGAAGAAUAUAGGUUUCUAGUGGAUGGCUUCAAGCCUGAGGCGGACGGCAUCUGCGUCGUGGAUACGGAUCUUGAGGUUGAUAUCGAAGCGCUAAACGAAGAGCAAGCACGCGAGACCAUGAGACAAAUAGCGGCAAAAAUGCAGAAAGCGCCAGGAACGGAGAAGGGAAGCUCAGCUGGUGGAGAGCUAGAUCUCUUCAAGGAGCAGGCUGGGCAAGUGCUUCCAGGAGAAUAUGUGGACUACACGCUGCCAUCUUGGGACAGGGCACAAGGUCUUGAACUGGAAUUGGACGCAAUGGAUGACGAUGAGGAUAUCAGCAUAUUUGUCAACCCUCUCUCUGGCACGCAGCGCGCAAAGCCCAGAAUAGAUGAGUUCGUCUUUGCAGAUCUCGACACUCGACCAAGGAAGCGGGUACGGCUGGAGCCCACGAAUGCAGAGCUAGAGCAUGCUGAAGCUCUUCAAGUCUCCGUUCACGCCCUUGCCUCUGCGGAGAGCCUUGCGAAUGGAACGUCAAACAGCGGAGCAGUCGAGCCACGGCAUUACACUAUACGCGUACGACAUCUCGAUCCGAAGGCGACUACAAACCAUGCAGAUUCGAUCGAUAGCGAGGCGCCUCCAAAUGAAGGCGAUGUUCGUUGCAAAAACUGCAAGCAGUGGGUACCGCAGCGAACACUGAUGCUUCACGAAAACUUCUGUCUGCGGAACAACAUCCUGUGUCCGAAAGGCUGCGAUCAAGUAUUUCAGAAGCGAUCGCCCGAGUUUCAGAACCACUGGCAUUGCCCUCAUGAUGAAACAUAUGGCAACUCGGCGACUACGCAUCAACAGCACGACUCAAUCUUUCAUCCCGCAGAUAUUCUUCGAUGUAGCGAUUGCAGCACGGCAGAGACGUUUGCGAAUUUGCCAAGUCUCGCUCGACAUCGGACAAGCACUUGUCCCGGCAAGCUCAUCCUGUGUCGAUUCUGCCAUUUAGAAGUUCCACAAGAAGGCGAUCCCGAUGUUCCGAAUGCAGAAGCUUUGCUGUCUGGGAUGACGCCUCAUGAGCUUGCUGACGGAGCUCGAACGACGGAAUGCCAUCUGUGUUCGAAGAUUGUUCGACUGCGUGACAUGGAGACUCAUCUCAAGAAUCAUGAUCUAGAUCGACUGCAACGCCCAGCUCCCACGCCUUGUCGCAACGUCAACUGUGGUCGAACACGAGACACCUGCUCGAAGAGCGGCGACACAAGAGCAGGCUCCCGCAUGGGUCAAGGCCCUGGGAACGACGUCGGCCUCUGCUCUGUCUGCUUCGGACCACUCUACGUCAGCAUGUACGACCCCGACAACAAAGCUCUUCGCCGCCGCAUCGAACGCCGCUACCUCCAACAACUCCUCACCGGAUGCGGAAAGCCUUGGUGCAAAAACGAGUUCUGCAGAACAGGCAGGAAGAACCUCGAACUCAACCCGAACAUCACCACGAAAGAUGCUCUACCUAUGGUCAAGCCAUUUCUGGAUGUGGCGCAGGCUACUACUCCUUUGCAUUUCUGUGUUGACGAGCAGAGUCAGAGGCAGAGAAAUCUUGCGGCGAUGAUUGCUGCUGAGGACGCUGGUCCUGCGGGUAAAGGUGGGUUUGCUUUUGAGUGGUGUCUGGGUGCGCUUGAGGCUGAGGGUGGGGAUUUGGACGGUGCUAGACAGUGGUUGAAGAAUUGGGCUCCGGCGAGGGGCGAGGAGAGGAGAUGAGUAUCUCACAUAGGCAGAAGACCUCGAACGACAACGCUCAGGUUUGCAUGCAAUGUCGUUGAAUUAUGUGUCUUGACACGAG
Molecule: messenger RNA, 2482 nt
Organism: Pseudocercospora fijiensis CIRAD86
Lineage: Eukaryota; Fungi; Ascomycota; Dothideomycetes; Mycosphaerellales; Mycosphaerellaceae
Exons: 1
Coding region: 37-2400 (787 amino acids)
Cellular component (GO): VCP-NPL4-UFD1 AAA ATPase complex
Molecular function (GO): polyubiquitin modification-dependent protein binding
Source: RefSeq, a predicted model, not a curated record